AUGCUUACGACCGAAAUCGGUGAAGCCGAUCGUAAGCCACACCGCAUAUUUUCGUCUUUAGGCCCUGCCCAGGCAAUGCCAAGCAAGGCAUUGCGUGUUCACGCAGCUCUAGCAACGAAUACCGAGCAGCGCAAGCAUCGUCUACGUGACAGUGUCACCGCAUGCCGCACUGUGAUUGGUCAGUCGCGUGCAUACAAAGUGAGCGUGCGCACUCGGGAAUGCGCGCCUGCUCGCGUAGUUAUCGAUUUUGUGGUCCGACAUGCGCAUCGCUGCGCCCGCCGCCUUAACUCGCCCCUGCUUCAACCCGUGAUAUCCAAGGUGAUGGGGAAAAACUGA
Echinococcus granulosus is the source of this 336-nucleotide messenger RNA. RefSeq lists its product as hypothetical. NCBI's taxonomy places the organism in Eukaryota, Metazoa, Platyhelminthes, Cestoda, Cyclophyllidea, Taeniidae. The record is from RefSeq and is a predicted model, not a curated record. Bases 1 to 336 code for a protein of 111 amino acids. The transcript has 2 exons.